AUGGAUUUUAUAGUAGGAUUGCCCAAUUGUAAGGGAAAAUCAGUUAUCAUGGUGAUUGUCGACAGGCUUUCAAAGUACAACCAUUUGAUUGCACCUGCUUAUCCUUACAAUGCUUCUAUAGUUGCUCAACUAUUCAUAGAACAUGUUUUCCGAUUGCAUGGCAUGCCUAAUUCCAUUAUGAGUGAUAGAGAUCCAGUGUUUGUAAGUGCAUUUUGGAAAGAACUCUUUAGACUCCAAGGUUCCAAACUCUGCAUGAGUUCUGGAUAUCAUCCUCAAACUGAUAGGCAGACUGAGCUUGCUCAAAAUCGCAUGAAAGUGCAAGCAGAUAAGAAGAGGACUGAGAGACACUUUAAUAUUGGAGAUAUGGUGUAUUUGAAGUUGGUGCCCUAUCAACUACACUCAUUGGUGAAUCAUAGUUAUCACAAAUUACAACCACGAUUCUAUGGUCCUUAUGCAGUUCUGGAGAAGAUUGGUGUUGUGGCAUACAAAUUGAAACUUCCUGAGGGGUCCAAAGUCCAUCCUGUGUUUCAUGUUAGCUAUCUCAAAAAACAGGUCGGGAACAAUGUGACUCCCCAGAUUGAACUUCCUUUGGUGUCUGAGGAUGGCUUGGUUCAGGAUAUACCUGCAACAAUUAUGUCUAGAAGGAUGUAUAAAAAGGGGAAUGUGGCUGGAGUUCAACUUCUAGUGCAAUGGAAGGGUAAGGAAGUUGCAGAUGCCACUUGGGAAGAUUUUGAUGAGUUCCAGCAACGAUUUCUAGGUUUUGUAGUUUAA
This is a messenger RNA of Pyrus x bretschneideri (Chinese white pear), 771 nucleotides long. RefSeq lists its product as uncharacterized. Lineage: Eukaryota; Viridiplantae; Streptophyta; Magnoliopsida; Rosales; Rosaceae. The record is from RefSeq and is a predicted model, not a curated record. The transcript is spliced from 2 exons. The coding region runs from base 1 to 771 and encodes 256 amino acids. Gene Ontology annotation, molecular function: nucleic acid binding. Gene Ontology annotation, biological process: DNA integration.